Molecule: messenger RNA, 4879 nt
Organism: Poecilia reticulata (guppy)
Lineage: Eukaryota; Metazoa; Chordata; Actinopteri; Cyprinodontiformes; Poeciliidae
Gene: pcdh10b
Product: protocadherin 10b
Biological process (GO): homophilic cell-cell adhesion
Cellular component (GO): plasma membrane
Molecular function (GO): calcium ion binding
Source: RefSeq, a predicted model, not a curated record
UUGUCAGGUAGGUUUUUAAGUCACUGCCUAGUUAAAGUUCGCCGCUAGGGGUCGCCUGCGCUCCGCGGAUAAGAGCGUCUGCUUGCCUCUCUGUGCUGCUGCUGUGUGGCUGGUUGAGAAAUAAUAACGUCAAGACUGCUGGGUGUAAUUAUAGAGCUCAGCCUUGAGAGCAGCACAUGAAUGGCGAAUGAUUCACUGCAUGCAUAUCACAACAUUUGCAUGCAUUAACCCGGAUCGCCCAGCAUAUCCUUGGGCCCACAAAGGUUCUGCCACSGUGUCAACAAGUGCUGAACUCACUCUGCUCCAUUAGUAGUGUCAGGAGGAGCGCCUCAAUUUGUCAGCUUAUCACUUGAUUUCUGUAAAUGUUAACUUCAGUUUCAAGAUYUCCAUUUUUUAUGCGUCUUAAGGGAAACAUUCCGAGCUCACAGGGAGGUAAAGAGAGAGGAGCAGUGAGUGAGAGGCUGRCCAAACGGACUGACAGGCAGGCAAAGAGACCAAUCAGCAGAGAGCCUUCAGUGGGACGCGAUGGGAGGCGCGAUGCGGAGGAAAAAGCAAAUAGUUGAGUGAACAGCAUCAGUACAGAGUGAAGAGGACGACAGUGCAUAGAGGCAGCGAGGCGCCAUCAGCACAGCCCGGUAAAAACUGUGAUUGGUUUUUCCUGACUGGGUCCAUGGAUGUGAAGAGACGAACUCCUGUCUGCUCCGUGGAUUACAGGCUGAGUGAGGAUGAAGCUCCAGGACGGCUCUGAACAACCUGACAGUGGAGCUCCGAAAUAACUGAGCUUAUACAAACAGAACUUCUCCAAAAGACCCAAAUGUCUCUUUUUUAAAGKGACUCCAUUUUCCUGACGCACUGUGGAGAGUUUCUUCACUUGCUGGCUGCAGUGGCCGGAGAAUGUUGAGAUUUGUUGUCUUCAGAAGACAGUGAGAUUAAUGCUUUUUGCUGGUGUAUUUAUUUCUUUUUUACCCAAGUGCACUUGUUUUUCCGGUCAUGAUUGUGCUUUUGAUAGCUCUGUGUUUCACGGAUGGAGCGCUCUCUCAGAUCCGCUACUCUGUCCCGGAGGAGGCAGAGCAUGGCACGCUGGUGGGGAACAUCGCUGAAGACCUGGGGCUGGACCUGACCAAACUAGCCUCCCGGCGAUUCCAGGUAGUGCCUAGUUCAAGGACGCCAUAUCUGGAAGUGAACCUUGAGAACGGCGUCCUGUUCGUUAACGAGAAAAUCGACAGGGAGCAAAUCUGCAAGCAGAGUGGCACCUGCCAGCUGAACAUGGAGGUGUUCCUGGAGAACCCACUGGAGCUGUUCAGGGUCGAAAUCGAAGUGGUGGACAUUAACGACAACCCACCGAGCUUCGCGGAGACAGACAUCACGGUGGAAAUCUCAGAGAGCGCAACCCCUGGCACCCGGUUCCCUUUGGAGAGUGCGUUCGACCCGGACGUGGGCUCCAACGCGUUGCGCACAUAUGACAUCACAACCAACAAUUACUUUUACCUGGACGUGCAGACCCAAACCGACGGAAAUAAAUUUGCAGAACUUGUCCUGGAGAAGCCUCUGGACAGGGAGCAGCAGGCAGCGCACAGGUACGUGCUGACUGCKGUGGACGGCGGACAGCCUCCUCGGACUGGCACCGCGCUGCUGGUGGUCAAAGUGUUGGACUCUAACGAUAAUGUGCCCGUGUUUGAGCAGCCCGUCUACACGGUGAGUCUCUCGGAGAAUGUACCGGUGGGCACACUGGUCAUCCAGCUGAACGCCACCGACCUAGAUGAGGGACUGAACGGGGAAAUAGUUUACUCCUUCAGCAACCACAUCUCCAGUCGCGUUAAGGAGAUGUUCGGCAUAGACCCGCGGACCGGCCGCAUCGAAGUCCGCGGGGAGGUGGAUUUCGAAGAGAGCAGCCUCUAUCAGAUCUUUGUCCAGGCUAAGGACCUCGGGCCAAACGCCGUGCCCGCGCACUGUAAAGUGUUGGUCAAAGUGGCGGACGUGAACGACAACGCACCGGAAAUCACCUUCAGCACUGUCACGGAGUCGGUGAGUGAAAAAGCCGCUCCCGGUACCGUCAUUGCCCUGUUAAGUGUGACGGACCGUGACGCAGAGCAGAACGGACAGAUCCACGUGGAAAUCCUCGGUGAUGUCCCGUUCAAAUUAAAGUCCUCUUUCAGGAAUUACUUCACCAUAGUGACUGACGGGCUCCUGAACCGGGAGCAGGCAGACUCCUACUCCCUGACCGUGGUGGCGCGGGAUAAAGGAACUCCUUCUCUCGCCUCUAGUAAGUCCAUCCGCGUCCAGGUGUCAGAUGAAAACGACAAUGCGCCCACUUUCACGCAAUCCGUUUAUGAUGUGUAUGUGACAGAGAACAAUGUACCAGGAGCGUACAUCCACGCCGUGACGGCCCUGGACCCUGAUGUAGGGCAGAACGCYCUCAUUACUUACUCCAUCUUAGAGUGCGACAUUCAGGGCAUGUCAGUUAAAACCUAUGUGUCUAUCAACGAGGAGACAGGGUACCUUUAUGCACUCAGGUCUUUUGAUUAUGAGCAGCUAAAAGAUUUCACCUUUAUGGUCAGCGCCAAGGACUCCGGUGCCCCUGAGCUUUCCUCUAAUGCAACUGUCAAAGUCAUAAUUGUUGAUCAGAAUGAUAAUGCGCCCCUGGUACUUGCUCCCCUGGGGAAAAAUGGGACUGCAAAGGAGCCCCUUCCCCGCUCRGCUGAGCCAGGCUACCUGGUGACCCGUGUUGUGGCCAUGGAUGCAGAUGAUGGUGAGAAUGCCCGCCUGUCCUACAGCAUUCAGAGAGGUAACGACAAUGGGAUGUUUAGGAUGGACUGGAGGACUGGUGAACUCAGAACAGCAAGGCGGGUGUCAGCUAAGCGAGACCCCCACCAGCAGUACGACCUGGUGAUUGAGGUGAGAGACCAUGGCCAGCCUCCAUUGUCCUCCAGUGCCAGCAUACUGGUGAUGCUGGUAGACAGCAUGGCUGAAGGCCGGGGUAUGGGAGACAAAGUGGGCACCAGCAAGGCCAAAGAUGGUGCUUUGGACCUCACCCUCAUCCUAAUCAUUGCCCUCGGUUCUGUCUCCUUCAUCUUCCUCCUUGUGAUGAUUGUGCUGGCCGUGCGCUGCCAGAAGGACAAAAAGCUCAACAUUUAUACCUGCCUMACUAGUGACUGCUGUCUUGGAUGCAGCUCCUGCUGCUCACGGCAGGGUAGAUCCCGCAAGAAAAAGCUCAGCAAGGCGGACAUCAUGCUUGUGCAAAGCACUGUCAAUGUCAGCGGGCCUGGAACGGCUCAAGUCCCUGUGGAGGAGUCUGGGAGCUUCGGCUCCCACCAUCAAAACCAGAACUAUUGCUAUCAGGUAUGUCUGACUCCAGAGUCUGCCAAAACUGACCUCAUGUUCCUAAAGCCGUGUAGUCCAUCUAGGAGCACAGACACCGAUCACAACCCGUGUGGUGCCAUAGGGUCAGGGUACACAGACCAGCAGCCUGACAUCAUAUCAAACGGCAGCAUUUUAUCAAACGAGACCAAACACCAGCGAACCGAACUCGGCUACCUGGUGGAGAGGCCGAGGCGUGUCAACAGCUCAGCCUUCCAGGAGGCAGAUCUGGUCAGCUCUAAAGACAGUGGCCACGGAGAUAGUGAGCAAGGAGACAGUGACCACGAUGCCACAAAUCGAGGACAUUCCUCUGGUGCUGAUCUGUUUUCUAACUGCACAGAAGAGUGUAAGGCCCUGGGCCACUCUGAUCGCUGCUGGAUGCCCAGCUUUGUCCCWUCUGAUGGGCGCCAGGGUCUAGACUACCGCAGCAACCUCCAUGUGCCCGGCAUGGACUCAGUCCCAGAUUCAGAGCUUCUCCAUCCCCUAAAUCACCACCACUUUCUCCAAAACCAUCAACUCAGCCCCCACCAAGGCUCACUAGAGCGGGAAAUGUUGGAAGUAUUUCUGCAUAGCUCCAGAGCUCCUUAUUACGCAGCUUAUUUAACGAGGAAGAGGGUUUGCUAGCUCCUUCCGUGUGGACAUACCAGAGACUGCAUGACUUUGCACAAUCUCUCCAUGACAACUGGCUAUAAAAAUGCAUCAAGACUGAACGCAUUUUGUUCUCCGCUGCUCUUCUCCUUUGUUACCCAUUGAAAAGGAAGCAUACAUUUGCCUACGACUGCACACAGGAUGAGGAACAAAAGGUUUAAUAUUUGCUCUCUUCUGGAGCUGCUUUCCCAGGUUUUGGAAGCUUCCAGAAUCUUGGUAUUUAGUGCCAGUCGGACAUGGAGCAGGAGGAAGAAGAGAAGGAGGUGAAAUGGAUGCAGGGACACUAAUAUAUGUAUAGCCUUACUGGGUGGACUCAUUUUCUCAGCCGGACUGAGAAACUCCUAAAAAAACAAAACACAAYAAAAGACCCAUAAAAAUCAGAGAAGACUUGCAGUGGUGUAGAGAAAAACUGGAUUUUUAUUCUUCAAGCUGUGUGCCUGUUUACAGCACUGAUGUAUACGUUGAUGUGGAAAAUCGCACCAGAUGAGGACUUCAUAGAAACAACGUAAGUGACAGCCAAUGAGAGAAACAGCCCUUUAGGUGUGCUCACACAGUGAAGCACCAAACUGUACAGGAAAAUCAUUGUGCAUUUCUAAAUGCAAUACCACUGUUUGAGAUYUUUCUAUUCUGUUGUGUGGUCAGGUGUCUCUGGUACAAUCUACUUUUAACUCGGUAAGAAAAGAUGUGUGCAGGAUAUUUGAUUUUCAGUUAUUUUUAUGUCACUUCUUUUACAUUUAUUUGAUAUUUGAUUUUGAUUUUCCUAUGGCUUACAUAUUUCUGAUUCUGAGCCAUCGGGUACUUUCUAUCAUGUCUGAGAAGUGUUUAUUGUACUCUUUUAAAAAGCUUAAUAUAAAACUAUAUAAAUUGAUCUAUA